Molecule: messenger RNA, 819 nt
Organism: Phytophthora sojae
Lineage: Eukaryota; Oomycota; Peronosporomycetes; Peronosporales; Peronosporaceae
Exons: 2
Coding region: 1-819 (272 amino acids)
Source: RefSeq, a predicted model, not a curated record
AUGGCAAUCACGCAAGAUGGCAUGGACGCUAUAUCCCGGUCGGUGUUCAUCCCCGUCAUGCUGGUGUUAGACGUGUGGGUGUUCCAGAAUCUUGUGGCAGUCUACUACUCCAGAAGAAAAGAGUUCCGCGUGCGCUCCCUGCUGUUGGCUGCUCUUUUGGGGUUUGUGACGCAGGUUUACUCGCACGACAACCGCGAGAUGGCCCUGGAGCUCAACGACAUCUCCGAGACGAGUUUGCAAUUAACGUUCGUCACUCAGAUCACUCUCAUCGGUCGCGCUGUCUGCAAAAAGGUCAAGCUUCGCUCCAUCUUCUACUUCACGUACACUGCGGAUGCGCUGGGCGACGUCCUCAGCUUGAUUGGGAACGUGCUCGAGUCGACGUCGCUCAUCUUCGUCAUAGUGUUUCGCUUUUACUACUUGUCACUCACCCACGGGCUCAAGACUGUGCUUGAAGAGCGAAAAUUCGAGAUGUUUCUGUACGUGCUACUGGUCAUUCACGAGUUCCCGUUCAUGAUGCUUGAAUACUACACUGGAGUCACGUGGGAGUUCGCCCAGGGAAUUGGCAACCGUGUGUUCGUCGUGGCGUGCAUCGUGCAGAAUAUCCGUCAUAAGGCGAUUUCAAGCAGAAGCAGCAGCAAAAGCAGCAACAAGAACUCCACCGUGAGAAGCAAGCGCUAUGCGCCUGCUCCAGUGCAGAAGCAACUGGCAGCACCAACGACCCACACACCAGCUCUGAAGUCGACUUCGGUAAAACCCGGGUCAUUCUCAACCACAAAGAUCGCUGUCACCUCCAUAAGAGAGCAUAGCACUGCGACGUAG